UGAGACCCAGAAGUGACUGUGGAGGUGGUAUUGAGAACUUGAGACUGACCCAUAUUCACUCACUUGAGUUUUCCCUCCUGGCUGCCCCAUUAGCUCUAAUUUCCCAUGGUAGACAGCAGAGGCUGACUCAAGUCCCAGGACACAAAGGGUGACAGUCUUGCUUCUUGCAUAUGUAUUUCCUCUCCUAGGCCUUGCCUUACAACCUGACAGCAAGCUCUUGCUGACAGUGAGGAUCUGGCAUGAUGGCCACAGGCCUUUGUCCUAGAACAUCGGGCACUGCCACUCACAGGGCCCCAGAUGCAUGUCCUCACCUCUGCUGGGAGCAGUCUUCCUCUUCUGGUCCUAUUUAUGGGCUGUUGGUUUGCUUCCUUCAUAAAACACAGUACUACCUCAUCAUUUUGUCCUCCAUCAGCCUCAAAUAGAAUCUAGGCCACAGUACAGGGAACAUGGUGUUGGCAGGACAAACACUGUGCUGCUGCACUUGUUGGGGGCAGUGUAGAGGGCUGAAGAGUGGGCCCCCAAACUAAUGCCCACUUGGAGUCUCUGAAGGCAGCCUCAUUUGGAAAUGGUGUCUGCAGGUGUGGUCAGCUGAGUUAGGCUGAGGUAAAAGGCCCUGAUCCAGCAUAAAUGAGGCCUUUACAAGACAGGAGAGAAGCCACACACUGCAAGAAAAUGGCCAUGUGAGAAGUGAGGCAGAGUGGGGAGAGGUAGCUGCAAGCAGCAGCUGGAAGAGGCAGGAAGGCCCCUCCUCUAGAGCCUCCGGAGGGAGCUCAGCCCUGCCCACACCUGGAUUUUGGACUCUGGCCUCCAGAAUAGGGCAGAAUCCAUUUUUGGACUGGAGCUUGUAUGAGUGUCCUGUGGCUGCUGUCACAAAACACCAGAGAUUCGGGAAGCACCUCUCCUCCCUAAAUACUUCUGCAAGUAGUAUUUGUAAGGAGAGGUGAUGCUGUGGUCACACCUGGACAUGGCGUCAGGCCCAGAGACUCUUGACUUGUUGGAUGAACAGGCUUCUCUGGAAAAAUCAGCUGUGUGACAUGGUGCAGCCCAGUGGUGGCCUGGCAGGGGAGCAGGACGUGCAGGGUGAAGAGUCUUCUUUGGGGAAGCCAGCCAUGCUGCAUCUUCCUUCAGAGCAGAGUACUCCUGAGACCCUCCAGCGCUGUGUGGAGGAGAAUCAAGAGCUCCGAGAUGCCAUCCAGCAGAGCAACCAGAUGCUGCGAGAGCGCUGUGAGGAACUGCUGCAUUUCCAAGUCAGCCAGAGGGAGGAAAAGGCGUUCCUUAUGCACAAAUUCCAGGAGGCCAGGAAACUGGUAGAGAGACUCAGCCUGGAGAAGCUCGACCUGAAGCGGCAGAGGGAACAGGCCCUGCAGGAGGUGGAGCAUCUAAAGAGAUGCCAGCAGCAGAUGGCCGAGGACAAGGCCUCUGUGAAAGCUCAGGUGACAUCCUUGCUGGGGGAACUCCAGGAGAGCCAGAGUCGCCUGGAAGCUGCUACUAAGGAGCUGCAGGCUUUGGAGGGCAGGGCCCGGGCGGCAAGCGAGCAGGCCAGGCAGCUGGAGAGUGAGCGUGAGGCACUGCAGCAGCAGCACAGCGUGCAAGUGGACCAGCUGCGCAUGCAGAGCCAGAGUGUGGAGGCUGCCCUGCGCAUGGAGCGCCAGGCUGCCUCGGAGGAGAAGCGGAAGCUGGCCCAGUUGCAGGUGGCCUAUCACCAGCUCUUCCAAGAGUAUGACAACCAUAUCAAGAGCAGUAUGGUGAGCAGCGAGCGAAAGCGAGGAAUGCAGCUGGACGAUCUCAAGCAGCAGCUCCAGCAGGCUGAGGAGGCCCUGGUGGCCAAACAGGAAGUGAUUGACAAGCUGAAGGAAGAGGCUGAGCAGCACAAGAUUGUGAUGGAGACUGUUCCAGUCCUGAAGGCCCAGGCGGAUAUCUACAAGGCAGACUUCCAGGCUGAGAGGCAGGCCCGGGAGAAGCUGGCUGAGAAGAAGGAGCUUCUGCAGGAACAGCUGGAGCAGCUGCAGCGGGAGUACAGCAAGCUGAAGGCCAACUGUCAGGAGUCGGCCAGGAUCGAGGACAUGAGGAAGCGACACAUAGAGGCCUCCCAGGCUCCGUUACCACCUGCACAGGCCCACCCCUCUUUUCACAUGGCCCUGCCCAUCCAGAGGAGAAGCCCCCCCGAGGAGCCACCUGACUUCUGCUGUCCCAAGUGCCAGUAUCAGGCUCCUGAUAUGGAUACCCUGCAGAUACAUGUUAUGGAGUGCAUUGAGUAGGGCCAGUGAACACAAGGCCAUCUGCAGAUGACACACCCAAUACCAUGCAGUCUCUGCUUUCCUCUUCCACCUGGGAUUAAGGACUAGGUGACAGAGCAGACUGCUGCUCCAUGCCCCGGGAGCUGGCUGUAGGGCCUUGUGCUUUGACCCUACUGGCCUGAGGAGCCACUUCUCUUAGGUCAGGCCUGGUGCUGUGCUCUUCCUAUUCCAUUCUGUUCGCUUAAACCAUGUGCCUCUGGGGCUGGUCCCUUCCUCUUCUUCCAGUCCACAGCUAGGAUGUCAAGAAUGGAGGCUGGGGGCUCUCAGGGAGAGCUGUGCCCCCAAGCAGAGAUGGGCAGCAGCUUUUCCUCCAACCAGCUGUGACUCACCCUCCCCUGUGCUCCAGGCCUGCCGCACCCUUGCUGUGCACACCACUGCGCUCCUUUUGGGCUGCAUGCUGUUCUGUUUCGUGGUCAGAUCAUGGCAUAUUUAACUGGUCCACUUGACGGACAUUUGGAUUAUUUUCCAGUCUUUUGCUAUCAUAAAUAAUGGUGCAGUGAAAAUCCUGUGCAUCACUUGUGUGUGUUUUGGGGAUAGAUUUUAACAAGGGGGACUGUUGAACAUGUAUGAUGCUGGGGGUGAGUGACACUUAGAGCUUGCUUUCCUGCCCCUGUCCCCCUGGUUCCCAUAGCCUUGCCGAGGAGGGGGUGGGCAGACCUUUGGAUGCUUGCCAUCUACUGGGCUUGCAGUUCUACUAUUAGAAGUAAGCGUGUGGCUCAAGGAGUAGGGUGCCGGCCCUAUAUACUGGAGGUGGUGGGUUCAAACCCGGCCCCGGCCAAAAACUAUGAAAAAAAAAAAAAGAAGUAAGCAUAAACAUCUUUUCAGAGGUUGAGGGCCCUUUUCAGUUCUGCUGUGAGAGGGCUGUCCGUAUCUUUUACCCAUUGUUCUGCUGUUAUCUGCACUUCCUUAGUUUUUAGUGGUUCUUUGUUAAUUAGCAGGAUUAGCUUUGAGUGUCAUAGACUUUUCCCACUUUGACUUUGCUGUUAUUAUUUCUUGGCCUUGAGUUUUUAUCUUUAUGUAGUCAUAUUUAUUCAUUUUUUUCCCUGGGAGCCACUUGGCAGUGAAUGGCGCUCUUCAACUAUUUUGCAAGGUUCUGGCCAUUUCCCACGAUGUCAAAGCCAUUGGGCAUUAACCCUAUAAUUGCAGCAAAGGACAGGACAUAGGACUUUGACAGAGAGCGCAGUGCACACAGGACUCUUUGCCUGGCUCAUCCUUCCUGCCAUCCUCCAAGCUUCCCUGGUUGGAAUGGGAUGUUGUGAAUCCAGCGCUGGGCAUUGACACAGGGCUUCCUGCUAUGUGAGCGUGAGAGGGCUAACUAGAAUUAAGAUGUAGGAUCUUCUACAACUAAGCCUGGCUAUGGGGUUUCUCAGCAUCUGCAGGGGUGGGGAGUGACUUUCCCAUUUCCUAAAGCUGGGCGUCUGUCACACUGGACUUUUGGAAAUUGUUAAGGGAACAGGCCGGCUCUGCUUAUGGGUGCUGCAUUUAAAUCUAAAUCCUGUAAGUUUUCUACAAGAGCACUUUGAAUGCUUUUGGAGGGAGGGUGUAUGGCUGAACAAAACACCACAAACUUGAUGGCUUAAAACAACAGAAACUUAUUCUACAGUUUUGGAAACCAGUAGUUGUCAUGAUGCUGUCAGCAAGGCUAGUUUCUUCUGGAGGGUCUAAGAAUCAGAUCCAGGCCUAGCUGCUGUCAUCUUGUGGUUGCUUGUAAUCCUAUAGACCCGGCAGUCUAGUUUCUGCUUCUGUGAUCACAUGACCUCUUUCACUUCAUCUGUCCAAGUCUUCUCUCUGUCUCUGCUAAGGAUACCCACCAUUGGAUUGGGGUCCACUUGGUCAUCUAGGGUGAGCUCCCCAUCUUAAGAUCUUUGCUUUCAUUAUAGCUGUAAACAUCCUUUUCCCUGAUAAGGCCUCAUUCACAAGUUCUGGGAGUUAGCAAAACACAGUGCUGGUCAGAGAAGGGCUCCUAGAUGCCUCUGUUCACCCUCUUUUUUUUUGAGACAUAAUCUCACUAUGUUGCCCUCAGUAGAGUGCUGUGGUGUCACAACUCACAGCAGCCUCCGACUCUUGGGCUUAAGUGAUUCUCUUGCUUCAGCCUCCCAAGUGCUGGGACUAUAGGCACCUGCCACAAUGCCCGGCUAUUUUUUUUUGUUGUUGCAGUUGUCAUUGCUGUUUAACUGGCUGGGGCUGGGUUUGAACCUGCCGCCCUAGGUGCAUGUGGCCGGUGCCUUAACCACUGCUACGGGCACUGCCUCUGUUCACUCUCUUGAGAAGUGGGAAGCCCAGCCCUGCACUAUUGAUGGCCAUUACUCAGGGUGCAGGUGAGCUGGCAGGGCCUCCCUAGCCCUCCCAUCCAUGUCUUUUGGCCCCAGCAGCAAUGUCCACCUGAAGACAAGAUAUCCCCAUGCCUUUGGAAGCCUGCCCUAACAAACUCUACAGACCAGCAGCCACCACUCCCUGGGGACUGAGCUCCUCUAGCAGAGCUGCAGGUCUUGGACACCCCUGCCCUCAGCCCCAUUUGCACUCAUCUGUGAACUCUGGGUUGAGUGGUGAUCCCGAAAAGACAGGUUUCCCUCAAUGAUCCCCUUACCCUCUUUCAGGCCUCCCUCUACUGUCUGCUGCCCCUCCUUGGGGAGUUGGUGCUUUAUUUUUUUCUUUUUUUCUAGGGGGAGGGAAGGGAAGAAGGAGGGGAAUCAAAGACUCUGUCCUAGAGAGGGAAGGAGGUGAGGUGAAAUUUGAGACCAGCAGAAGCAGGGGAGGUAGAGGCUGUACCUUCAUUAAGGUGGGGUUGUUUGUGGUCAAGCCCUAAGCAUCCUGCUUGAGAAUUGGUCAGAGGGGAAAACAGUCAAGGGGAGCAAAGGAAGGAGCCAGGAGGGGCCAGAGGAAGAACAAGAGAUAGAAUCUUAGGGGGCCAGGGAAAUGAAAGGAUCCAGGGACUAGAGGUGCUUCCUGGGGGAUGGUGGGGGGUGUGGGUGUGUUUCCCCAGUGUUUCCCAUGGAGUCAGUAGCAGCAUCUGGGAGCUGGAAAAACACUUGUGCUUGGGCCCCCUGGAUCAGCUGAGGCUCACUCCCCUUCCCAGAGGCCAGGUGCCCUUGGUGCCUGUCCACCUGCCCGUCCCUGUAGCACUGUGUAAGGUUGACUAUAGAUUACACACCAAGGAUGUGAAACCAUAAUUUGUGCAACAGUGGGGCAUUCUGCUUUCUUCCUUUCUGACUUGACUUAGAUUGGGUUUCUGAACAACUGGCUGGAUUACUCUCAGGAGGGAGUCAGCCUGCCUGCUUUAUUAGCUGUAGCCCUUGUGUCCACACAGCUAGAAGCACAUCCCACCUAGAACCUGUGUCAUUCCUGUUGUUCGUCCACAUCCCCCUCUUGCUGGUCAAUGCAUAGGAGAAAAGUAGGCAAGCAAUAAACACAAUAAGAAAGCAUUUCACCCUCACUAGUAACUAAAGCACAAACUUUGUAAGCAAAAUAUGAUGUCAAAAUAGCAACAAAUGAAACCCAAUGUAUGGUGCCCUGCUGGCAAGGGGCAGGGCGCAGGCCUUCUGAUGUUGCCCCCUGCUGAGGCACUAUUUGGUGGGAUGGAACAAGCACUUAGGAAGUAUCCUCAGCCCUCUUAACCCUAAGAGUUAGUCAGGUACUCACACUGACUCUGACACUGGACAGACAGGUGCUCACUGCACCAUCAUUUGUAGCCACCAAAGGCUGUCGUGAAAUAAGAGGUUGUGUAUCUGAUAACAUGGCCCUUCACAGCCACCAUUUUGAGCAUCUUUUUUUUUUUUUUUUUUGAGACAGAAUCACUCUGUGUAGAGUGCUAUGGUGUCAUAGCUCACAGCAACCUCAAACUUUUGGGCUCAAGCAAUCUUCCUGCCUCAGCCUCCUGAGUAGCUGGGACUACAGGCGCCCGCUAUAACACCCAGCUGAUAUUUUUAGUAGAGAUGGAGUCUCAUUCUUUUUUUUUUUUGUAGAGACAGAGUCUCACUUUAUGGCCCUCGGUAGAGUGCCGUGGCCUCACACAGCUCACAGCAACCUCCAACUCCUGGGCUUAAGUGACUCUCCUGCCUCAGCCUCCCGAGUAGCUGGGACUACAGGCGCCCGCCAUAACGCCCGGCUAGUUCUUGGCUGCAGUUCGGCCAGGGCCGGGCUUGAACCCGUCACCCUCGGUAUAUGGGGCCGGCGCCCCACUGACUGAGCCACAGGCGCCACCCUGGAGUCUCAUUCUUGAUCAGGCUGGUCUCAAACUCCUGAGCUCAAGUGAUCCACCUGCCUUGGCCUCCCAGAGUUUACAGGCCUGAGCCAACCUCACCUGUCAUUUUGAACAUCUUGUCAUAUGAAACGUGCUCUGUAGUAUGUUGGCAUGAACAGGCCAGGAGACAAACUUAUGUAUAAAGUGUGAUCCCAGUAAAGAAAUAAAAGCUUCUAGCAUGGAUGGAUGUGUGUGGUCAGGUUACUGGUAAUUAAAAGUUUUCCUUACAUAUUUAUGUAUUUUCUGAGUGUCUAUAAUUUGCAUACAUUACUUUUAUACAUAGAAAAUGUCUCUUCAAAGCUAUUCUUGUGUUAACACAGCUCUCAGAGGUUUUGUCCCCAUUAGUGGCUGAGAAGAGUUCCCUGUUGAUACAUUUGUUCAUGGAAGAAUGGCACAAAGGGCUUGACUUAAGGUUUUUGUGUGCCUGGAGUUGCCUGGAGCUGCCAUAACAAAAUACUACGAACUGGGGGGCUUAAAACAACAGAAAUUGAUUAUCUUCUGGUUCUGAAGUCCAGAAGUUCAAGAUCAAGGUGCCGUCAUGGUGAAUUCCUUGGUGCCUCAUGGCUGCAUCUCUUCAGUCUCUGCUGCUAUUGUCAUGUGGCCUUCUCCCUGUGUACUCUGUGUCUCUUCUCUUCGUACAAGCACACCAGUGUCAGAGAUAAACAAAGGCAGGCAUUUAUUAAAGCUGUAAAAACAGAUGAUUUUAGUAACUACUGGCAGUGGGGGAGAGUAGAGCUUCAUCCUGACGUAUGCAGAGGGGACUGGGCAUGAAACAGGGAGGUGAGGAGGUGGUGGGGACUAGUGGAGGCUCAGGU
This is a messenger RNA of Nycticebus coucang (slow loris), 7352 nucleotides long. RefSeq names its product inhibitor of nuclear factor kappa B kinase regulatory subunit gamma (gene IKBKG). Lineage: Eukaryota; Metazoa; Chordata; Mammalia; Primates; Lorisidae. Gene Ontology annotation, molecular function: K63-linked polyubiquitin modification-dependent protein binding. Gene Ontology annotation, cellular component: nucleus; cytoplasm; IkappaB kinase complex. The record is from RefSeq and is a predicted model, not a curated record. Gene Ontology annotation, biological process: positive regulation of canonical NF-kappaB signal transduction. The coding region runs from base 999 to 2258 and encodes 419 amino acids. The transcript has 10 exons.